Molecule: messenger RNA, 2187 nt
Organism: Photinus pyralis (common eastern firefly)
Lineage: Eukaryota; Metazoa; Arthropoda; Insecta; Coleoptera; Lampyridae
Product: retinol-binding protein pinta-like
Exons: 5
Coding region: 1084-2004 (306 amino acids)
Cellular component (GO): membrane
Molecular function (GO): phosphatidylinositol bisphosphate binding
Source: RefSeq, a predicted model, not a curated record
GUAUUCCAGACCUCCCGAUUUUACAUUCCUCCCCCAAACCGUUACAGUUUUUAUAGUACUACUGUAAUUAAUAAUACUAAGAGAAGCCGAGCUAUGGGCUACUAGAGCGCACCUGAGCGAGGUGAGGGGGCGUAGUCAUCGGAGUCGCGCGUAUGUCAAAAUUCAAGAAAUAAAGAAAAUGAUAUUGGUCCUUUGAGCCGGAUCAUAUUUCUUCUGGAUAUGUUUGUUCCGGAAACGGUAGGCGGUUUGAGUCUCGCGAAUUAAAAAUUAUGAAUUCCAUCCGGCAAUGCUCAACAACGAACCCAAAAACUGGAAAAAUUCGAAGAAUCGGAAAAAAAGACUUUAAACUGAAGAAUUGGAAGACUGCUAAGAAUCUGAAGAUAAUUAAUUGGAGAAUGUCAAUGAAGUAUAAUAUCCAGACGGACUCGAGACGGACCAAACACGAAGAAAAAUUGGGAUAUCUUAAAGAACUUUAACAAUUUUGAAUUGGAAGGAAGAAAAUCUGAAGAAACCGGACAAUCGUAAGAAUUUGAAGAAAUGGAAGAACUUGAAGAACAUCUUUCAAGCCCCCAAGAAGACAUAAAAGAGGAUUAGAUUUUUUAUUGCCUUUUCUAAAGGUCAAAUACGCCACCCCGUCUAGGAAGGUCCUCCAAGUCUUACGGAAUGCGAAGAAAUAAGUAAUUUCCGCAAGUCGCCGUUACUAAUUUCAUGUCAAUGCCGUCCAGAUAUUUUUCUUUAAACAUUUAAAAACGUCGUGUACUUUUUACCUAUCACGAAAGUAAUUACUGUACACCUUUGUACCAACUUCGAGACCUCAGAAAUAAUUACGGUCACUCGCAAUUUGAUAACACGAAAAGCAGCGGCGUACGUCGCACGUUUGCAGCAAGUAAGAGAUACUUUCCGUUACGGUUGCGCCAGUGGUGGACCGCCGGUCGUACGUAGAAAAAAACGAAUCCUUGACUUUGUACGAUCGAUUGCGUUUUUGGUGAUUAUUACGCUCUGUCCCCAAAAUCACAAUUACGUAAGAUAAGUUAUUUAUGUAUAAGUGCGCGGUUCGGUACUUGUUAUUGUGAGGGAGCAGCCAUGGAGGUUCGCCCAUUGCCGGAUUACUUGCAGAAGGUGGUCGAGAAUGAGCUGAACGAGGUGCCAAGCCGUGUAUCGGACGAUAUUAGGGCGAUAAAGGAAUGGCUUGCGAAACAACCCCAUUUAAACGCGUGCACAGACGAUCAGUGGAUCUUGAUGUUUCUGCGAGGUUGCAAGUUCCGUCUGCAGACCGUCAAGGAGAAAAUGGAAGAGUUCUACUUACUCAGGACGAUCAUGUCCGACUACUUCGACGAUCGUGACCCACUUCUGCCCGAAAUCCAGGAGUUGCUCAGUCGACAGAUCAUUCUUCCUCUGCCAGUCAACAAGAACGGUCCGCAAGUGUUCAUCUUGCGCACCGAUGAAGGCGACAUCAACACAUUGCCGCUGAAGGCGAUCCUUAAGGGAGGAAUAAUGAUGCUCGACAUGGUUAUGAAGGAGAACGACCACAUGGUCUUGGGGCAGUACAUCAUCUUCGAUCUGGAACAGCUGCAGUACGCCUACAUAAGUCAGCUGACACCGCUAAUGAUAAGAAUGCUCGUACGAGGCUUGCAAAACGCCUACCCGACGCGACCCAAAGGAUUCUUCGUCCUCAACGCACCACCCGUUCUAAAAACGGUGUUCGACCUCACCUACCCCUUGCUCAAUAAGAAAAUGGCGAAUAGGAUUCACUUUUACACCAAAGACAACAUGGAGGAGCUCACCAAACUGAUACCCUACGAAAUCCUUCCGAAGGAAUACGGCGGAGGCGGCGACAGCAUCGAGACGAUCAGAGUCGAAUGGAAGCAGAAAAUGGAAGACUAUCGGGAGUGGUUCGUGAACAGUUCCAAGUACAGGGUCGACGAAAGCAAAAAGAUCAAAAAUUGCCACUUGGAAAACGCGGCGGAGACGGAGGGAUCGUUUAGGAAGUUAGAAAUCGAUUAAGCUCGCGUCCCUUCCCCGCAAUUCUGCAAUUUAAAAUUUAACCGACGACGGGAAAGGGGUUAAUUACAUUGAAUUUAAAAGAAGUUAAUUCAAGGAGGGUUCGCUUCCUAGCUGGUUCCUUUCUCGUCUGCGAAAACAAUGUUGGCACAUGUAUUGACGACUAAUUAAAACAUAAUAAUUGAG